Endocarpon pusillum Z07020 is the source of this 2799-nucleotide messenger RNA. RefSeq lists its product as uncharacterized. Gene Ontology annotation, molecular function: phosphatidylinositol kinase activity. Gene Ontology annotation, biological process: phosphatidylinositol metabolic process. Lineage: Eukaryota; Fungi; Ascomycota; Eurotiomycetes; Verrucariales; Verrucariaceae. The coding region runs from base 1 to 2799 and encodes 932 amino acids. The transcript is spliced from 2 exons. The record is from RefSeq and is a predicted model, not a curated record.
AUGCCCGCUAUAUCCAGCGAUGGUGCCGUUCCUGCCAUUCCUGCCGGGGCCGACUCUUCCGCUGACCGCCUACCACGGAAAUCUCACGAAAAGACCCUGAAAGGUGUCUUCGCGGUCACGAACGGCACCGGGCCAGAUCGCGGACUUCCAGAACACAAGCCUGACCCGUUCAAAGCUCUGAAUGGUCUGAAGAACGGCAGUUUCCACUCAUUGCCCAUUGGAACACCACCCGGGAGCGCAAAUGGUGGGAGAGAAAGGUCGCAUUCAAAAGCUGGCAGCACACGCUCGAUAGGAAGCGCCAGAGGACGCCUCGCUGAAGUGGGAAGAUUGUCAUUGCAGGAGGAGCGGCAUCAGAGAACUCCUGUGCAGGAAUACCUACCAAGAGGCCAUGUUAAUGGGGUUCAUGGAGAUAUUACCAAAACACCAUCGAAGCAGAGACAGGAAGGGCAUGGUGAAUACUUCCCUCCAAUUGACAGUCGCCCGCAAGACGAGACAUCGGCUGCACAUUCGACUGUUCUCGCGCACCAGGAUGCUCCCGACUCCAUCACAAAUCAGCUUCCACCCAACCGUUUCUCUUCUCCGCCGGGAAUAUUUACUUCCAUUAGCCAGGACGCAUCAUCGGCCGCUCUCCCACGAUUAGCACAUAGACAUACACUUACGAUACCCAAAUCCUCGACCACGAACACUCGACCCUCCCGCGAUUUCUCUUUCAAUGCUGCCCAACCAGAAGAUGCGAUCUCGGCCGCAGGACGAACAUCACCAGUCGCUACGGAUCAACCUCGAAAUCGACGCGCAUCUCUGGGGCUAGCGAGACGCACCACAAAACCUCUACCAUCCGAUUCCCAUCCAGAUGAAUAUCCUCCAGACGAAGAUGCAAUGCGAUGGACGGAAGCGAUACGCCAGAAAAGAGCAAGUAGACGGAAGCGAAAAGAGGAGGAAGACGAUGAUCGUGUUAUAGUCGGCACGAAGGUUGAUCAAGGCCACGUGAACUGGGUAACGGCCUACAACAUGCUAACAGGAAUCCGCUUCACUGUCUCACGUACCAAUGCUAAGAUGGACCGAGAACUGACAGAAGCGGAUUUUGAUGCGCGGCAUAAGUUCUCCUUCGACAUUACUGGCAAUGAGUUGACUCCUUCGGCCAAGUACGAUUUCAAAUUCAAGGACUACGCUCCUUGGGUUUUCAGACACCUUCGCUCAAUUUUCGGGCUUGAUCCAGCUGAUUACCUUAUGUCACUGACUUCCAAAUACAUUCUCUCUGAGCUCGGAUCUCCUGGCAAAUCCGGAUCGUUCUUCUAUUUCUCCCGGGACUACAAGUAUAUCAUCAAAACAAUACACCAUGCCGAACAUAAGCUGCUCCGGAAGAUCCUACGAGAGUACUACAAACAUGUGAUUGACAACCCAGAUACAUUGAUCAGCCAAUUCUAUGGAUUACAUCGGGUAAAGAUUCCGUACGGAUGUAAGAUACACUUCGUUGUCAUGAACAAUCUGUUUCCACCACAUCGUGACAUCCACCAGAUGUUUGAUCUGAAAGGAAGCACGAUCGGGCGUGAUUUCCCAGAGGAGGAUCUGGCGAAGAACCCUCGGGCGACUCUGAAGGACCUGAACUGGUUGAGAAGAAAUCUCCACCUCGAGUUAGGGCCUGGCAAGAGGGAGGCUUUCCUUGAGCAGAUGAAGCGGGACGUCUCGUUGCUUCAGCGACUACAUAUCAUGGACUACUCAAUGCUGGUGGGCAUCCACGAUCUGGAAAAGGGGAAUGAGGAGAAUGUGCGUGAGAACAUGCUCAAGGUGUUUCAGCCUGGUGGUGAGAGGAAAGAGGGUGAUAUGACCAACAUGCUUACCCGGACGCCUUCUAGAAUGGAGAAUGCUCUGAAGGCAAAACAACUGCGCUUGACCUUGAAGAAAGAAAAGCCUGUGCCCAUGGGUAUGGUGCAGGCGAAGAUGCCGGAUGAGAUGGCGGAUGAGCGGAAAGAUAGGAUAUUCUACUCCGAUGAUGGUGGGUUCCAAGCAACACACGACAAUGGGCAGCCAGGCGAAGUCAUCUAUUACCUCGGAAUCAUUGACUGUCUUACCCACUACGGAUUUGUCAAACAUCUCGAGCAUUUCUGGAAGGGGUUAUCAAACCCAAAGAACCAGAUUUCCCCUGUCCCACCGCACGAAUAUGGAGAGCGUUUCAUCAACUUUAUCACCGGCAUAACCAUGACCGAAGAGGAAGCCGAGCGCAAGAAAGCUUCGGGAUCUGAGCAUGCAGGGCAGUCCUUUGAUCAUACUGUGUCGACAGUCGACGGUGCAACCAGAUCCAUUGACGCGGUCAGAAUGAGCAGCCACUCCGACCGACAACCACGAAGUCCUGUCGACAAAACCAUGGACAAGGCACAGAAGCAGGCGGAGAAGAGUGAAAGAAAAGGCGCCCACGAGCAAGCCAUGCCAGACCGUACCCUGGGUACGAUGAGAAGCUCCAGCACGGAUCGAACACACGGAGGGGCUGGCUCUACAUUACCUGUCGUCGAGGAGGCUGGGGAGGCCGGGUCAACGGGAGGAAGAAGCAGAAAUAGCGUAGCAGGGAACGUUGUCGAUGAGAAGGAAAGAGGCAGACCAGAGGAUGAAGCGUCCCAAGGCGGUAUCAGGAGGGUGAUCAGUAACGAGGAGCCAUUCACCGAAAAGGCUGAUGCUGACGGGUUUGCGGGCGCGCCUGUGUUACCGCCUCUCAUGACGAGCCCCGCCAUGACGGAUCCGGAGAAGAGCUUGGGUAGUGGUGGACUCGAGAUGCCGGAAGGACUUGACAUGCGGCAUGGCGUUUGA